UGGGAGAGGAGCAUGGAGGAGGACAACAAAUACACGUCCAAACUGUCGCCCACUGUGGACCACUGGGCAGGCAUGUACCUAGUGGUGAUAGCGGUGCUGUCGGUCCUGGGUAAUGCUGCGGUCUUGGUGACCUCAGCACUCCGGCCAACUCACCUCAAGGCCCCGGAGCUCCUUACAGUCAACCUGGCGGUGACAGACAUAGGCAUGGCUCUCAGCAUGUACCCCCUGUCCAUCGCCUCACUCUUCAACCACGCCUGGAUUGGAGGGGACUUCUCCUGCCUGUACUAUGGCCUGAUGGGGAUGAUCUUCAGCACGGCCAGCAUCAUGACUCUGGCUGUCAUGGGUCUGGUACGAUACCUGGUGACAGGAAACCCACCCAGAACAGGCAACAAGUUCCAGCGUCGGACCAUCACCAUGGUGAUCAGUUUGAUCUGGCUGUACUCUGGGCUGUGGGCUGUGUUCCCUCUCUUGGGCUGGGGCGGCUACGGACCGGAGCCCUUCGGAGUGGCCUGCUCCGUGGACUGGGCAAGCUACCAAGACUCCCUGAACCACUCUACCUUCAUCAUGUCUCUGUCUAUCUUCUGUACCUUCAUCCCCUGCCUCAUCAUCCUCUUCUCCUAUUCCGGCAUAGCCUGGAAACUCCACAAGGCAUACCAGUCCAUCCAGAAUGGAAACUUCAACUACGGACACAUCGAGAGGAAAGUCACUCUGAUGGCGGUGUUGAUCAGCUCAGGGUUCAUCGUGGCUUGGUCUCCCUACGUGGUGCUCAGCUUUUGGUAUAUGUUCCAGGGGAAGGCCAGUCUGGCCCCGCUGGUCUCCCUGCUGCCCUGCCUGUUCGCUAAGGGCUCCACGGCCUACAACCCUUUUAUCUACUACAUCUUCAGACGCUCCUUUAGACGCCAGCUCAUCCAGCUCCGGGGGCUGAUCUGCUGCUCUGCCCAGCCAGACACACCUUCGAGUGGGGAGACGGGAGAGGAGGGCAGACAGACUUUGAGGUCUGACCUACGACAGAGUCUCCCUGAAGAGAAGAGUGGAGCUCCUCUGGUAGGGGAGUUGGGAACUGUGGCGCUGGAGAUACAGUCUGAGAAUGAGUUGACAAGCUCCUGUUAA
Molecule: messenger RNA, 1110 nt
Organism: Oncorhynchus masou masou (cherry salmon)
Lineage: Eukaryota; Metazoa; Chordata; Actinopteri; Salmoniformes; Salmonidae
Product: opsin-5-like
Exons: 4
Biological process (GO): phototransduction; G protein-coupled receptor signaling pathway; cellular response to light stimulus
Cellular component (GO): plasma membrane
Molecular function (GO): G protein-coupled photoreceptor activity
Source: RefSeq, a predicted model, not a curated record